Desarmillaria tabescens is the source of this 1559-nucleotide messenger RNA. RefSeq names its product caspase domain-containing protein. Gene Ontology annotation, molecular function: cysteine-type endopeptidase activity. Gene Ontology annotation, biological process: proteolysis. The transcript has 2 exons. Lineage: Eukaryota; Fungi; Basidiomycota; Agaricomycetes; Agaricales; Physalacriaceae. The record is from RefSeq and is a predicted model, not a curated record. The coding region runs from base 401 to 1480 and encodes 359 amino acids.
CCGCAUGUUAGAUGAAUGGGUUACAAAACGGAGCAUUGCUCCCUCAAAAAGCACCGCACAUCUACCGACAUUCCCGUCAACCUGACCGUAUUUUUUUCAGAGUAUCCGAAUGCCCACUAUGACAAACCUUCUCCGGCUAUUUCGUGACAUACUUUCUAAACCUCGCGAUAAUAAUGACAGGGACACAGCUCUCCAUGAUAACCUCUCAAAGGUAGAGAAUUCUAGUCAGGAUCGGACGUUCACACAUGGCUAUGCUCGCGCCUCGGUAAGCAUCGAUUUGUGGAUACUCCAGCAUCGACUCUACAAUUUGUGUUAGUAUUUUGACAAAAGACUCGAAGAAUUGCGGGAAGAGAUCAAUCGUUUGAAAAAAAUUGAAAAGGAGCUGGCAAGCGAAUAUGGGAUGAGUAGCGACCCCAUCGAUCCUGUGGAGGUUAGAGAACGGGCAAGAGAGAAGGCGAAAGGCGGUGACACCAACUCAUGUUCGGAUUUCGACGCGCUCCACAACCUCUAUCAUUCUCGUAAAGAAUACGCUGAGAGGAUGCCGAGGCCUCCUAAAUUGCAUGCUCCUUUGCUCCCAAUUCAAAGUCUUCACGUUGAUGCCUCCCGAUUCUGGGCUGUUAUAAUUGGCAUCGACGGGUAUCCAUCUCAUAAUAAAUUACUAGGCUGCGUGUCAGACGCUAUCAAAAUGGGGACGUUCUUGUAUGAAGAUUUGGGUGUCCCAAAAGACCGAAUCGAGUGCCUUAUCGAUGGCACGCACACACUAGAAUUCUGUAGCAAAACCUACCAUCCAUCUCGUGCCAACAUUCUCAUGACACUGUUUGGUCUCAUCGACAACCCCGAGAUACAGAAAGAUGAAAAUAUAAUCAUCUACUUCGCUGGCCACGGCGCAGCUUAUCGUGCUGAAGGGAUCAAUGGUGUAGAGGCUAUCGAGGCCCUCUGUCCUAUUGACCGUGGUUCCCGUGACGCAGACGGUAUGCUGAUCGCCGACAUCAGCGAUCGCCAGAUCAACACCAUCCUCACCCAGAUAUCCCAUGCCAAAGGACGUAGAAUUACCCUCAUCCUGGAUUGUUGCCAUGCAGGCAGCGUCACCAGAGCUCCCCCAGGUGGAAGAGUACGCGCUUCCAGGCCUCUUCAGGACAGUGACGUGUCGCUGCAAGACAUGCUUGUUGCUGCAGAUGCGGAAUUGAUGUCGAAACACUUCCCUGGUUACCGAUCUAUCUUGUCGAAGGAAUGGUUCCCAGAUAUGGAUUCCCAUGUAGCUCUGGCUGCCUGUGAGGCAUUCCAGAUAGCAAUAGAGGUAAAGGGGCAGGGGAAGGAAACUGGUGGCUAUUUCACGACGCAUCUUCUCGCUGCUUUGAGAUCCGGCUGUUUGACAAGGGAGACGACCUAUCGCGGCCUACUCGAAUUCAUUCCCGUCUCUGACAGGCAGACACCGGUUGUUGCUGGGACACAAAUGGAUGCACUUCUCUGGUUUCAGUAGUGAUGGAGACGUUGUUUUGCUAAGUGCUAUGUAAUACCCAACUGUACUAUUUCACUUUGAAUUUUUCGAAUAGGACCGA